Molecule: messenger RNA, 1117 nt
Organism: Cygnus atratus (black swan)
Lineage: Eukaryota; Metazoa; Chordata; Aves; Anseriformes; Anatidae
Exons: 9
Coding region: 1-1080 (359 amino acids)
Molecular function (GO): protein binding
Source: RefSeq, a predicted model, not a curated record
AUGACAUUUCACAUGGGUAAAACCACUGAUGAGAAAAAGGGAUCUCUUCUUCCAUUUUCUGCAGUUCGUGAAAGAACAGUGAAGAUUGCUAAAGGAACUGGUAACUACCCUUGGGGUUUCCGGAUCCAGUUCUCAAAGCCUAUCCUUGUGACUGAAGUUGACACAAAUAGUGCAGCUGAAGAAGCAGGUCUUCAGGUUGGGGAUAUUCUGAUAGCAGUCAACGGAACUGAUGUCACCAGCAUGCCACAUUCAGAAGCUGCUAAUCUGGCAAGGAAAGGUCCUGAUAUCUUGACCAUGGUGGUGGGAUCAGAUAUCAGCCGUUACCCUAAUACCCCCAGGCCUACCUGCCGAGGAUAUUUGCACAAACGAACACAGUCAGCAAUAUUAAAGGGAUGGAGGAAGAGGUGGUUUGUGCUGAAACAUAAUGGCUACCUCCACUAUUACAAACACAAGAAGGAUGAAGGGAAGUGCAGACCCCUGGAAGUAACAAAGUUGGAAGGAGCAGAAAUAGGUGCUGAUACCACUCUUGGUAAACCAUUUGUUUUUAAGUGUAUCCCUCAAAGUGGAAACAGGAUUUUCUACUUCUGUGCAACUUCCAACCAAGAAAUGAAGAGGUGGCUGGAGGCUAUGGAGAAAGCAGUUCAUCCUGUCCAUCAGAACCACGUGUGGGUAGAUGUCACACUGCAUAACACUACACUGCCACCCUUGGCCAUCAAAAACCCGGAGUGCCUGGGGCUCCUCCACCAGCUGGACAGAAGCAAAGAUGUCUGGAUUCAGCACUACUGCAUUCUGAAGGAUGGCUGCUUGUACUUCUAUGCCACUCUCCGCUCCACACCCGCCCAAGGUGGCCUCUACCUCCAGGGAUAUAUUGUGAGUGAACAGUCUCUAGGCUCCAAAAGAUCUGUAAUUGAACUCAAACCUCCAUCUGAAGAGUUUAAAACUUUCUACUUAUGUGCAGAGAACGUUAACGAAAACAAAAGGUGGAUUACAGCUUUGAAAGCAUCUAUUAAUAAAUGGUUGCCCCUACACCAGGCAAUCCAAGAUUUCAUGAACAGACCACUGGAGGAGACAAGGAUGUGAGAAGGAAGCUCAUUUUCCCCCUCAAUUUCUGUUUUCC